ACAAAACAGAGCAGUGACACAUAUUUCCGCAUAUAUUACAUAUCAAUAGUUCCUACACGAAAACGAACACAUGAAAUAGGAAUUUCAGACCUACCUCGAUUAUUUUUUGACGCGAAAAUGAUGAGAGCUCGUUUGCUGUGGUUCGGUCUCGGCUUCUCGUCGACCGGAGCUGCAAUUUCUCACCUGAUUUGGAAAGACCUUAUCGUCGACCGCUCUGCUCUUUCCUCCGAUGUGAUGCAAAAGUUUGCAGCUCUUGAAAGUAGAAUCGUGAACCUGGAGCAUUCUUAUCAGAAUCGGAAUCCUGCUUCUCAGGCGGAGGACUAGUUUUCCUUUGGAGCUCAAUGAAGUUUAGGCUGGCCUCUUGUUGAGUUUAUUUGGCUAUUGAUGCCAGGUUGACCGUUACUUAUGUGGAAAUUACAAUUUGCUGACUCUAUUCUGUUAAGUCAGAGUCACGCCGACUAUUUUACUAAAAUCACUUGAUAUUCUUGGGGUGUCAUACACAACAUGAUUUUCGUAUUUCUUAAUAUUACUACGCAAGGCCUCCCAACUGUUUGAAAAUUAUGUUAAUUAUUAAUGAAAGAUCCCAGCUCAGCUCUUUUUAGUUUUUACUACUACAAAUUGGCUACGCUAAUCAAUCAUUUACUAUAACUAGCGAAGCCGGAUAUUUCUUGCAGGAGAGCAAAAACAUUUCUCUUCCGAGUACUACAUGUCUACAUCGUUCUAGUUGACUAGU
This is a messenger RNA of Fragaria vesca subsp. vesca, 733 nucleotides long. RefSeq lists its product as uncharacterized. The coding region runs from base 118 to 324 and encodes 68 amino acids. Lineage: Eukaryota; Viridiplantae; Streptophyta; Magnoliopsida; Rosales; Rosaceae. The record is from RefSeq and is a predicted model, not a curated record. The transcript is spliced from 3 exons.